AAAACAAAAUGGCGGAUUGACUUGAAGAUGGACCCAGAAGAUGAUCCGAGCACAAAAAGCGACGGUACAGCUUGCGGCGGCCUGCGCCAUGAGCUGAAAGAAUGUAUAUUGAAAAGUGAUUGUGUUGUUAAGCAUGGUAAUCAUCCUACAAUGUGUAUGAAGACAGAUGUCGAAGGCGUCAGUGAUGAUUGCAGGAAGAUACAAUAUGCAUUCUUUGAAUGUAAACGAUCACUGCUUGAUUUUAGGACACGAUUCAGGGGAAGAAAGGGAUACUAACUUGAAGUUUUAUGAAGGCAAAUCAGGRAAUUGAAUGGUGCAGUACUUUGUUACUAAUGCUAGGUGUAAUUUAGUAUUUCAAAGCAUGAAAUGUAAAAAAGAUAUUUUGUAAUCAAUAUGGAYUUCAGUCAUCAUUAUGAUUAUGUUUGAGUCUUGA
Messenger RNA from Exaiptasia diaphana, 433 nucleotides. Its product is annotated as cytochrome c oxidase assembly factor 5. Gene Ontology annotation, biological process: mitochondrial respiratory chain complex IV assembly. The transcript is spliced from 3 exons. Gene Ontology annotation, cellular component: mitochondrion. Lineage: Eukaryota; Metazoa; Cnidaria; Anthozoa; Actiniaria; Aiptasiidae. Bases 28 to 276 code for a protein of 82 amino acids. The record is from RefSeq and is a predicted model, not a curated record.